This is a messenger RNA of Branchiostoma floridae (Florida lancelet), 3523 nucleotides long. Its product is annotated as ubiquitin-like modifier-activating enzyme 6. Gene Ontology annotation, molecular function: SUMO activating enzyme activity. Gene Ontology annotation, biological process: protein sumoylation. The record is from RefSeq and is a predicted model, not a curated record. The coding region runs from base 261 to 3311 and encodes 1016 amino acids. Gene Ontology annotation, cellular component: cytoplasm; SUMO activating enzyme complex. The transcript has 36 exons. NCBI's taxonomy places the organism in Eukaryota, Metazoa, Chordata, Leptocardii, Amphioxiformes, Branchiostomatidae.
UGUUACUGCCGUCUGUCCCGCGGACCGGUAGGAGGAACGUGACGAACAUCUCGUCGCCUUUCCUGACAUCAUCGACUCAAAAAUAACAGAUCUGUGCUUUAGUCACGUCACGGACGUUACUGACAGUUAGGUGUAGGCCUAAGACCCCAGAUUUCUUGCUGUGAACCUCCCUUGUCAAAUCCAUCAACACGAGCUUCCCCAGUAAGAGGUGUAGGCUGAGCUGCCCCCUACCUGGAUCUGACAGUACUGCAGCUAGCGCGAUGGACACCAUGGAGAUAGACGAUGCCUUGUACAGUCGUCAGCGGUAUGUGCUGGGAGACAGUGCCAUGGUGCGGAUGGCCAGGUCCUCUGUGUUCCUCAGUGGCUUAGGAGGACUGGGGGUGGAAGUAGCCAAGAACAUUGUGCUAGCAGGAAUCAAGAGCCUAACUGUCCACGACACCAAGACGGCCACCGUAGCAGACCUGGGAACACAGUUCUUCCUCAGAGAGGGCGACAUUAAAGAGGGGAAGAACAGAGCUGAAGCCAGUGUAGGAAGACUGGCAGAGUUGAACCCAUAUGUGACUGUGAAGGCCUCAACAUCACCACUAGGGGAGGACACUGACCUGGCUUUCCUGAAAGAAUAUCAGUGUGUUGUCCUGACGGAGGCCAGUCUGGACCUACAACUGAAGGUGAACUCCUUCUGUCGCACACAGGACCCUCCCAUCAAGUUUGUGACCGGGGAUGUGUAUGGGGUUUUCUGCUGCUGCUUCUGUGACUUUGGGGAUGAGUUUGAGGUGCGCGAUGCCACUGGAGAGGAACCGAAGGAAGUUUUCGUGGCCAAAGUUACCAAGGCCAGCCCCGGUGUGGUGACCUGUCUGGAGAACCGGAUGCACGGGUUUGAGACGGGCGAUGUGGUGACCUUCAAAGAGGUCACAGGGAUGGACGCUCUCAACGGAACCAGUCACAAAAUUAGUGUGAUAUCCUCCUAUGCCUUCUCUAUCUGUGACACUACUGAUGAGAAGUACCAACCUUACAAACACGGCGGGAUCGCACGGCAGGUCAAAGUACCAACCACUGUCAACUUUGAUUCCCUCGAGAAACAGCUGACCAGUCCAAACCUCCUGAUAGUGGACUUUGCCAAGAUGCAGGCACCCUCAACCGUACACCUUGGGAUGUGGGCACUGCACAUGUUUCAGAAGGAACACAGCAGACUUCCUAAACCUGGAAACUCAGACGAUGCUGCCAAACUGCUGGAGUUUGCCCAAUCACUCAACAGUAAGAUGCAUGAAAAGGUGGAGGAUGUGGACAGCAGGCUGCUAAAAUGGCUGUCCUACACAGCACAAGGCUGUUUUGCCCCGCUGACAGCUGCCAUGGGUGGGAUCCUAGCACAGGAGGUCCUCAAGGCUCUGACAGGGAAAUUCACACCUCUCAAACAAUGGCUCUACAUGGAUUCAGUAGAGGUCUGUCAAGACUUGGAGUCAAAGUUAGGAAGUCUACAGCCAAAGGGUGACCGUAACGAUGCCCUGAGGAUGUGUAUAGGAGAGGAACUACUGAAGAAGCUAGCUAGUUUAAAGUUGUUUAUGGUUGGCUGUGGUGCAAUAGGCUGUGAGAUGUUAAAGAACUAUGCUCUGAUGGGGAUAGCUUCAGCAGAAAAUGGGAUGAUCACCAUAACUGACAAUGACUUGAUUGAAAAGUCCAACCUGAACAGACAGUUUCUCUUCAGACCACAUCAUAUACGGCAACCCAAGAGCACCACAGCUGCAGCCUCUGCUUUAGAGAUUAACCCAGAUCUACACAUUGAUCCACAUCAACAUAAAGUUUGUCCUGACACGGAGGAGAAAGUGUACAACGACACAUUCUUUGAGAGCCAGGACCUGUGUGUGAACGCUCUGGACAACGUAGAGGCAAGAAGAUACAUGGACAGCCGAUGUGUGAGUAACCAGAGAGCUCUGCUUGAGUCCGGCACCAUGGGACCAAAGGGACACGUACAGACCAUCGUACCUCACCUGACAGAGUCCUACGGUAGCCAGAGAGACCCAGUUGACCACGAUGUCCCCUACUGUACUCUGAAGUCCUUCCCUGCAGUUAUAGAACACACUAUCCAGUGGGCUAGAGACAAGUUUGAAAGCAUGUACAGUCAGAAGCCUUCACUAUACAACAAGUUUUGGUCAACAAAUGGCUCUCCAGAAGAAAUCUUGCAGACCCUGAAGGGAGGGGCACAGUUAGACGGAGCUGUGCAGUGUGUAAAACUAUUGAAGAACAGACCACACAGAUGGGCAGACUGUGUCACAAUGGCAAGAGUCAAGUUUGAAAAAUAUUUUAAUCACAAGGCAAAGCAACUUCUCCAUACAUUCCCUCUUGACACAGCCAUGAAGGAUGGAACCCUUUUCUGGCAGUCUCCCAAACGACCACCCAAGCCAGUUGAUUUCGACAGUGACGAUGAACUACACAUCUUGUUUGUCAUGAGUUGUUCACGGCUGCUGGCUGGCCUGUGCAAUAUUCCAGUCACAGAUGAGGACUUGACCAAGGCUGCCCUACUAGAACUCCUAACCACCAUAGAAGUACCAGAGUUCAGACCAAAAUCAAAGACGAUAGAGACUGACGAGUCAGCCAAGAAGCCGGAUCAGGAGGAGUUCUCUGGAGACGAGGUGGAGAGAAGCAUCCACAAUCUGGAGAAGCUCCUCAAGGAGAGGAACCUCAACUCCAAUACUCUACAGAUGGUCCCUGCUGUAUUCGAAAAGGAUGAUGACAGCAACGGACACAUCGACUUCAUCACAGCCUGCUCCAAUCUGCGUGCCAGAAUGUACAGUAUUGAGGAGGCAGACCGGUUGAAGACCAAGCGUAUUGCCGGCCGGAUUGUUCCAGCCAUUGCCACCACGACUGCUGCUGUAGCGGGAUUGGUUUCCAUAGAGCUGGUAAAAGUGGUCCUGGGUUCCCCACUAGAACACUACAGAAAUUGUUUCCUGAACCUAGCCCUGCCUGUCAUGGUGUUCUCAGAACCUGCGCCUCCGGAGAAGUCUGUCAUCAGGGAAGGCCUGACGGUCACCCUGUGGGACAAGUGGGACAUCCACGGCAACAAGGACUUCACCCUGAAACAGUUCCUUGGCUACUUCAAGGAGAAACAUGGUUUUGAGGCUACCAUGGUUGUGUACGGAGUGAAGAUGGUGUAUGUACCCAUCAUGCCUGGUCACAAGAAAAGACUACCACAGACAAUGGUAAAACUGAUCAAACCUGGUGCAGAGAAGAAGUAUGUGGACUUGACUGUUUCCUUUGAAGGAGAAGACGGAGAAGACAUCCCUGGCCCACCUGUACGCUACUUCUUCCAUCUUUAAGGUGCCAUCCUCAUCCAUGAAUCUUUAAGUCAUUCAGUGUCUUGGGGAAGCUUAUAUAGACACUGUGAGGUAAUAUCUCAAUGUGAUGCCUGAAAAAACACUCAGUUUAACUGUUCACUCUCCAUGUCCACACAAGCCUGAUUUUAUGGAAGUGACAAAAUCUCAACUCAAUCCAGAUUGAAAGAACUGUCGUGUUACUUGGCCAACCAGGA